AGAGGAGGAGGGGGUGAGGACAAAGAUGGGGUUUGCGUGUUAUUCACAAUUGAAGAAAGCUCUGAGUGAACCAUCAUCAUUGCCAGGCAGCGAAAGGAAAUUUCAUGGAGGAAUAGAGGAUCAUCCCAGCAUCCCCGCUACUGUCGCGAAGGUGCCCUGAUGACAGAGCUUUGGCCAAGGACAGUAAAGGUUGUUCUGCGGGAAAUUGGUGCUUUCACUGAUAUGAUGCUGAGAGCUGGAGGAGCAGACACCUCUGGCACAUCAUUGCUACUCCUGCUGCUUCUGUUCUCCUGUAACCACCUGUGCCACUCGCUGCGGGUUCCAAAUCUCUCUUCUUAUGCAAAAGCAGAGGACAAGCUUUUUAAAUACCUCUUUGGCAGCUACCAGAAAUGGGUUCGUCCAGUUGAAUACCUGAACCAGACAAUUAAUGUGAAGUUUGGACUGGCUAUCUCUCAGCUGGUUGAUGUGGAUGAGAAAAACCAGCUUAUGACAACGAAUGUAUGGAUGAAACAGGAAUGGACAGAUAUGAAACUCAGGUGGAACCCAGAGGACUAUUUAGGAAUCACAACUGUCCGAGUUCCCUCUGACAGGAUAUGGCUCCCAGAUGUUGUUCUAUAUGAUAAUUCAGAUGGUCGUUUUGAAGGCACAGUAACCAAAGCUGUUGUGAAGUAUGAUGGAACUAUAACUUGGACACCUCCAGCCAAUUACAAGUCUGCCUGCACAAUAGACGUCACAUUCUUCCCCUUUGACCUCCAGAAUUGUUCAAUGAAGUUUGGCUCGUGGACAUACGAUGGCUCACAGGUUGACAUAAUUUUGGAGGACUUCCAUGUGGACAAGCAGGACUAUUUUGACAAUGGUGAAUGGGAGAUUGUGAAAGCCACCGGCAGUCGUGGUUUAAGGAGAGAUGGCAGUACUUCCUACCCCACUAUCACCUACUUCUUCAUCAUUCGUCGACUACCUCUUUUCUACACUCUGUUCCUCAUCAUCCCUUGCAUCGGACUGUCUUUUCUUACCAUCCUUGUGUUUUACUUACCAUCUAACGGUGGUGAGAAGAUCUCGCUCUGCACUUCAGUUCUGGUCUCUCUCACUGUUUUCCUCUUGGUUAUUGAAGAGAUCAUACCCUCCUCGUCCAAGGCCAUCCCACUCAUUGGCGAGUAUUUGGUGUUUACCAUGAUUUUUGUUACUCUUUCUAUAGUCAUCACUGUAUUUGCCAUAAACAUACACCAUCGCUCUUCAUCAACACAUCAUGGCAUGGCACCAUGGGUCAGAAGGAUAUUCCUGCAUCGACUGCCUAAACUAUUGUGUAUGCGCAGCCAUGUGGAUCGAUAUGCCACCAGUGGAGUGGCCGGGACUAUUGGGACUCUAGGACUUGGUCUGGAAGAUUCAAGUCCAGAACUCACUCCACUUCUCAACAAAAGACAGAGCCUACAAGCAGCACUGGACUCCAUUCGCUACAUAACCAUGCAUGUGGUAAAGGAAAAUGAAGUCAGAGAGGUGGUACAGGACUGGAAGUACGUUGCCCAAGUGUUGGACCGAAUGUUUCUCUGGGCCUUCCUCCUGGUAUCAGUGCUUGGUUCUGCCCUGCUCUUCAUCCCAGUGAUCUACAAAUGGGCCAGCAUUGUUGUUCCGGAUUAUAGUGGAAGUACUCUCUAAAAAAUAAAAUCAUGUGGACAACAUAUAUAAAAGCACACGCCUCAUUAUGGAGGAGGCUGUUUAAGCACACUGAGAGCAAGGUGCAAUCUGCAGAUGUUAUGACUUGUUUAUGGAGUUAUAGUCUACUGUUUCAAAUAAACUGAAAAUGUAGUAUUAUAUUAGACUAAAACAUCUGGAUUAUGUGAUUCAAUGUUGAGAUCAAUUUUACAUUCUUUGCAUUACUUAACAUGCUGUAACUAUAACUACAUUUAAGGCAUAGGUCUGUCAUGUCUUUUUUAACAAAGGGUUUUUGUUCACGGAUAAGAAAGACCCUCUUAAGAACCUAAUCUUCUUACAUAAACUCUGGUAUUAUAUGCUGCUGUGAAGAACUCUUUUCUCACAAUUUACAGAUGAAUAAGAGUGCCUGCUCCUGCUCCAAAGUAAAAAAGGUUAGUUUUGCUCAAUAGUUUUUCAUAAUUUGUAUAACUUAUAACACUCAUAAGUGAUGUGUAAUUAUUUCAGGUAAAAGAUGGUGCGUGUGCAGAGGAAUUUUAAAGAAAAUGUAUUAUUUUUCAUGUUUCUGUCUUUUUUGUGGAGUACUUGUGAUUGCGGCAAGAUUAUCAUUGUUCCUUUGGAGGGGAGUCACUGGAUUAACAUGGACAUCAUAAUCAAAGCUCUUCACUCUAAUGGGCACACCAUUACAGUUGUACGGACCACAGAAAGCUGGUACAUCCCAGACAACGCCGAAUAUUUCAAUACAGUUACAGUUCAUGUUGAAGAAGCCUUCAAUCCUGAAUUUAUGAAUCCAAUACUGGAAAAAAUAUUUCCAUUGGAGAGAGGGGGAGGCUCUUUUAUGACCUUUGCAAGUUUACAACUGGAGAUGUUUACGGCAAUGUAUGACAUGCAUGGUCUCAUCUGCAAAAUGGCAAGAAGCAUGUUCACAGAUAUAGAUUUGAUGAGUCAUCUGAAUGAGGGUAAAUAUGACUUGGUGCUCACUGACCCUGCGUGGGGGGCUGGAAUUAUGCUCGCUCACUAUCUUAAAUUACCACUGGUGUAUAAUGUACGCUGGGUUACAAGUGGAGAGGGGCAUUUGGCUACUGCACCAUCACCUUUGUCAUACAUUCCCAUAACUGUUUCAGGACUGUCUGACAAAAUGACUUUUGUACAAAGGCUCAAAAAUAUAUUGUUCUAUUUAUUAUGGCAAGUGCAGGAUACAUUUCUAAUAGACCCACAGUAUCAAGCAGUGUGUACAGAGUUCUUUGGGCCUAAAGUUAGAUAUAGGCACUUAUUACAGGGGGCAGACAUCUGGUUAAUGAGAGUGGACUUUGUGUUUGAGUUUCCACGUCCUACGAUGCCUAAUAUGGUCUAUAUGGGAGGGUUCCAGUGUAAACCUGCUCAACCGCUCCCUCAGCACUUAGAGGACUUUAUUCAAAGUUCUGGAGACCAUGGAGUUAUCCUCAUGUCUAUGGGGACGUUUGUGAAUGAACUUCCUCAUGACCUGACAGAUGACAUUGCAGCAGCUUUUGCCAAGUUGCCACAGAAAGUCAUCUGGAAACACAAAGGCUACAGACCGGCCUCUCUGGGAAACAACACUUUACUUGUGGACUGGAUGCCUCAGAAUGACAUCCUGGGACACCCCAAAACCAGACUGUUUGUGGCUCACGGGGGGACAAAUGGUCUUCAAGAAGCUAUGUAUCAUGGAGUCCCUGUAGUGGGUGUGCCUGUGUUCUUUGACCAGUAUGAUAACUUACUGCGCCUUCAAGCAAGGGGAGGGGCUAAAAUACUCACUCUGUCCACAGUAAAUAAAAAUAGCUUUCU
Molecule: messenger RNA, 3450 nt
Organism: Periophthalmus magnuspinnatus
Lineage: Eukaryota; Metazoa; Chordata; Actinopteri; Gobiiformes; Gobiidae
Gene: chrna5
Product: cholinergic receptor, nicotinic, alpha 5
Exons: 8
Coding region: 160-1653 (497 amino acids)
Biological process (GO): monoatomic ion transmembrane transport; chemical synaptic transmission; regulation of membrane potential
Cellular component (GO): postsynaptic membrane; synapse; neuron projection
Molecular function (GO): acetylcholine-gated monoatomic cation-selective channel activity; transmembrane signaling receptor activity
Source: RefSeq, a predicted model, not a curated record